AGUCGAGCGAGCGGCGUGGAGCGGCGAGCGCGUGCUGUGCGGCGGACCAAGGAGCUUGUCGGAGGGGUUCCCUGGAGACCGCGGGAGCGAGACAAAGGCCUCUGUCCACGGGAAUGUAGUCUGCCGUCGCCGGGAGCACACGCCAGCGCCGAACCUGCAGGGAGAGACGACCGAUGACAAGCAGCUUGCCGUAGAGCGGAAGCCAUUUUUAUUUGACCGCGAGAAAAAAUAUUCACAAACAUAAUCGAUGGGUUGAGAAAAACCGAAGUGAAGUCCAAGUCCUGAAAACUGGCAAAACUGUCAAGCAUACUGGAAGAAGAGGAAAUCUAAGUUUUGGAACACUGGAAAACUGCAAAUCAGCCACGCUGAGGACCCGCGAGCGGCCGGCAGGAGGACGCCAUGUUGAAGGUGGUGGGCGCGUCCUGGGCCCAGACCAAGUUCAGCUCGCUGAUCCUGGCCGUGGUGGCGGCGCUGGGCGUGGUGGUCAUCAUCCUGGGCGAGGUGGGCAGGGUUGAAGAGGACGGCAACUACUCGGCCACGGUGUACUGGAGCGAAGGGUCUGGGUUCCGCAUAGAGUACUGGGGCGAGGGCAACCAACUGCAGGAGAUACCGCACGGCGCGGCGCGAGCCGUCUACAGCCCGAGGAUGGACACCACCGGGUGGGCGCGGCUCGAGGUGGAGACGCACCCCGACUACCCGGACUGGGUGCAGGCGUACGCGGCGGGGCUGCUGGAGGGCAGCCUGUCGUGGCAGCUCGUGCACUGGCACCGGCACAACACCGUGCGCGACACGUGCGAGCGGCGCGAGCAGCUGUGCGACGAGGUGCGGCGCUUCGUGGUGCACAACCGCGAGUGGGCGCGCGCCAAGGCCAAGCGCAACAUGCACAAGGACCCCUUCUGGCACCAGGUGGAGCUGUUCUACACCCAGCUGGACGGGCUGGAGGUCGGCUGGAGGGAAGGCGUCGAGAGGAGUCGCCAGUCCAUCGAGCUGCCUCACGAUGACUUCCUGUGGAUGAAUGCCAUGUCUGACGUGCUGGACCUGGAACGGAAGCUGGGUGGCUCCGAGAAGACGUCGGAGCCCGACAGGUCCGUGCCGGCCGCCUUCUCGUCCGCCCUCGUGAAGCUGCUGCCCGCGACCAACCAGCUGUUUGUGGCCCACAACACCGGGGCAAGGUACCAGUCCAUGCUGCGGAUGAUGAAGCGUUACCACCUGGGCUACCACCUGCUGCCCGGGAGCAGCUUCGAGACGGUGCCCGGCCGGGAGGUGGUGUUCUCUUCCUACCCGGGGGUCAUCUCGUCCCAGGACGACUUCUACGUGGUGUCGGGCGGCUCGGCCGAGGAGGGGGGCGCGCACCAGAUGGUUGUGGCAGGCACUGCGUUCGACAACUUCAACAGCGCCCUGUGGAGCGGGGUCAACACCGACAAGGUGCUGGUGUCGGCACGGGCGAUGGUGGCGAACCGGCUGGCGAUGGACGGGCGGACCUGGGCCAAGCUGCUGGAGCGGCACAGCAGCGGGACCGGCAACAAGCAGUGGGUGGUCGCGGACUACGGCCGCCUCGCCAGGGUGCGCCCCGAGCAGCUGGCCUCCACCACCGAUGCCGCGUCCACACGCAUCGUCCGCGUGGAGGCUCGCGAGGGCGGGGACGCCUCCACGUCUGCGUCGGCCGUCCGCCUGUGGGAGGUCACGGCGAGGAGCGCGGCGUCGCACGACACGCACUUGGUCCUCGAAGCAUCGCGGCUGUUCCAGCAAGGUGGCAGGACCAGGCAGUCCGAGGAAGGCGUGGGCCAGCCGCCGGAGGGUGCGGGCCCGAGCGACGCGGAGUGGCCCGACCGGCCGGUCGCGAGGAGUCGCAGAGAGCUCGACCGCCUCAAGGACGUGCUGUGGGUGGUGGAGCAGCUGCCGGGCGUGACGCGCUACGCAGACAAGAGCAGCGCGCUCCAGCGGGCCGGCUACUGGGCGUCCUUCGGGCUGCCGUACUUCAAGGAAGUAGUGGAUGCAAGCGGAACCACCAAGAUGCAAGAGCGCCACGGAGAAGCCUUCUCCCUUCAGGACUCCUCGAAGGCCACGAUAUUCCGCCGGAACCAGAGGAACGCCACAGACCUGGCCUCGAUGGUGGCGCUCAUGCGCAGCGCCGGGUCCCUCCCCGACGCCUUGUCCCUGGCGAGCCCCCUCCGCGCCGUGGCGGGCCGCGGAGACCUCGCCCUGGGGUCCCCGGUCGGCACCAUCGACACCAAGGUCUUCUCCGGGUCGCCGGGCGGCCCUUCCUGCAUCCACGCUGUCGCGGGUCCGCCCUACAACGUCGACAUGAAGUCAAACGACGUCACGCACCACAUCAAGCCUUUCCAGUGGUCCAGAAGCAGUUUUUCCGAAACCACACCUCACGUAGGCCAACCCGACACCUGGCGCUUCCCCGUCUUCACCCCGCAGUGGGCGUGGAGUCAACAAAAAAGCACCAAAGUCUCUUAGGCAUCAUUUAUAAAUUAGUACCAAUGUUAUAAGUAGGAGAAUCUAUUUUUCACAACCAUCUGUGUUUUAAAAUGUGUUGAUCAACUGUGUUGUGUGAUUUGUUGAGUUAAAGUAUGCAUCUACUGUCGGUAAUUUUGUGCGGAAACAAACGUGUCCUGAACGGCCCUGCAAAAUAAGGCAAUGUCUUCUCUUGCAGAUGGCCUCUAGUUACAAGGAAGAAACAGCUGGUGCUGUUUUACCUUAUUGCAAUUUAACGUGCAGUUAGACAGAUUUGUUUUUGCAGAAAAUACCUGCCAUACGUAACUAGGGACAGGAUUUUUUUAUGGUGCUUUACUAAUUUGUAAUAUAACAUUAAUGACAUUUAAAAAUAGGUUUAUACACUGCAUUACACCAAAAUGAAAGAUAAUACUUAAUAAACUAUUAUAAUAUCAAAGCUUAACAUUUUAAAAUAGAUAAACCUAAGGGAGAGAGAGUGAAACCAAAAGUUAAGAAAAGCUUUAUGGAAUACCUGAAGUUAACAAUAAUUUACUAGAACAAAUAGAUGUCUCUGAUGCAUCAUUAUAGUUUUAAGCUUUCGUUAAUUUAAAAGUACGACUACUACUAUAAAAAUUAAAAAUAUCGUCAAAAGUCA
Bacillus rossius redtenbacheri is the source of this 3097-nucleotide messenger RNA. Its product is annotated as putative phospholipase B-like lamina ancestor. The record is from RefSeq and is a predicted model, not a curated record. Gene Ontology annotation, biological process: phospholipid catabolic process. Gene Ontology annotation, molecular function: glycerophospholipase activity. Bases 400 to 2466 code for a protein of 688 amino acids. Lineage: Eukaryota; Metazoa; Arthropoda; Insecta; Phasmatodea; Bacillidae. Gene Ontology annotation, cellular component: extracellular region. The transcript is spliced from 11 exons.